UUUGAUGCCAAUGAAAGGCAAUGGGGUCCAAAUCAACUUGGACCCUAUUGAGAUUCAUGAAAAAAAAAAAAACGAUAAUUUUUUUUCACAGAAGAAUGAUAGUCAAACCGGUUAUUGACAUGACAGAAUUAGGACUAUCCCUUUAACUCAAAUAACCAGGAAUUUCCUUAUCAACGAACAUUUUUUUCAAGAUCUAUGAUGGGCCUAUCCACUUGCAGGAUGUAAAACAAUUGUCUACUUAAAAAGUCUUUAACCAAUUUAAGAAAGAAUUCCCUGACAAGAACACCUGUCCUAAAAUCUUUUAGACCUUCAUUAGGAAGUCUAUAGUUGUUUUUUUCUGGCUAAGCUAAACAAUAUUUGUGUGAGUGUGCUUAUUUGCUCAGAUUGGCUUCGUAUCUGGUUACAGGCCACCCGUGGAGUCUAAUGAGGACUAUGGUAAUGACACACACAGGGCCUCACCUGAUCCUCCAGUUCACCUGCUGUGGUUACGUGAGCCAGGAGGCACAUGGCUGUUAAACUCUGUGGAAUACAGCAAAAGGCCUACUCUUCUCUCGGUUUCAAGCUAAAAGAGGUCAUGAUGUGAGCGGUGGGCUGGACGUUUGAGACGUUACGUCACCGGACUCAGACAAGAACAUUCUGUUCUGAGGUCAAAACAUCAGUCCUCAAACAUGCUCAAACAGAACCCUGCCUUAUGUAAUGUCACGAUGUACUGUAAUGCUUUUGACAUGGACACUGAUGCAGAAGGGAAUGACAGCCCAAACAAAAGCAGACUCAACCUAAAUACCUCAGAACAUACGUGUCCCAUCGAGAUGUACUGUUCCUUUUCUAAUUGGGUAAAACUGGAUUAGUAGAUGUUUCUCUACACCCGCUGAUUAACGCUGGACACAAUCCUUUGAAAGGAAAGAGUUUUUUACCCACUAUUUCUGCAUUCCAGAUGCCUGUAAGGGGAGGGGAGGGGGAUAUGGGAUAUGUAACACCCCCACAAACCUCACUUCCCAGCAGCGGCGUGUUUUCACAUUCCAAAACUGUGAGAUCAUUUUCCACUGUAGCCCUCAGAAUAAUGUCUAUUCAGUGGCCCUAACAACAAGGUCCUUCAUAUGGUACCAAUCGCACAGCCUACGAUAGAGCCUUCGAGCUCUGUACCGCAACAACAACAACAACAACAAACAGACUCCAGUCUGUAAACUCUACUUAUGCCAUAUUGUCAGGGGGAUCUUUGAUUUCAUCUGUGAAUGAGCGUGUCCCUUCUCAGUUUCACAAAUGUUUUUGUAUUCUACAGAGACUGCAGGAGGGAGAGAGGGAGACAGAAACAGGGAACACUAAAGCCAGAUAUCAAAGGAUAAAGGAAACCAAACACCAUUCUGAGCACAAAGCUCUCAUUGACAGCAUCAGCAUUCUUUCUUAAAAGCCGAAACCUGUUCAUUCUCAUUCUCACAGAAAUUCUAGAAUCAGCUGUUUUAAGAUUCUAGGACUUUUUGUACAACUUCAUGUUCUGAGGCAAAAAAAAAAUCGUUGUAAUCUGACAGAGACAAACUUUACAUCUGCAUUUCAUUUCCAUAUGUCAGAGGAGUGUCCUGGAAUUACCAUCUUCCUUAUUCCUUAUGGCUCAAACAAUGCUAGCACACCCCUAUAUGAAAAAUACCUUUCAGCGUGGGAGGAAGUGAACGCAUGCCACCGUCAAUACAAAUCUACUUGCUUUAUGGUUUAACACACCAAGUGUUUGAAUUUGAAGCAUUUAAAGAACGUAAACUUUGUUGGGUGUGCUCGCGCACCUUUGGUUUUCAAAUGAAUGUAAAUGGGUUGAGAAGGAAUGACAUUGAAAGUUUGCUCAGAACAUACACUGCAGCUUUGUUCCAAGGACAAUUGUGUUCUGUCAGUGCUGCAUUCAUUAUGUUCCCACUUCCCAGAAACGACUAGUGUUUUGUCCAUGAAAAAUUCAGUGAUUAAAAAAUACCAAAAGCACCAUUUUGGUAUACAUACUUUAAAUAGGCCUAUUCCUUCUUAUUGGCCAUCAAAGGAAAUUUGGAUAUGGGAAUUCUCGUGUGUCUGUGUCUGUGUGUGUGUGUGUGUGGGUGGAUGAAAGAGAGAUCUGCAUGGGUGGCCUUUCAUAGACGUGUACUUUAACCUUUGUAUCACACCAGGAGAGGGAAAACAAGCAGAACCAUGGCAUUCACAUGAUCUUGACCUCUUGGGGAAUUCUUCCUGCAACCUGCAAGUUUAUUUUAAUCAUUGCCAAAAUACAAUGAAUUAAGGUAUUGUUAAUUUCCAGCCCUGUAAUCAGUCCAUGUUAUCUCAUUUAAAGGAAUGGAGUUUGACAAAGUGUUGUUGUUUUGUAGUGAAUUGAAUUUCCCAUGUAAUAUGGUAAUGAGUUUCCUUUCUCUGUUUUUCCCCAUGGACUUUUACAAUUUUUUUUAAAUGAUUAAAUUGGUUUGGCCUUGGUAUUUUCCCCUCAGCUCCUCAAAGGUAAAGUAGACAUGGGAUUGAUGAUUUUGAUGUUCAAUUUCAUUAAAAUAUUUUGUCUUUAAAAGGAAUGGCAUAUAGUUUGGCAGCAAUUCCGUAUCAUGUUAAAAAAAUAACCAGAGCGUUUUUGGCUAAUCUGUCCCACAUUUAUCCUGCAGUGGUGCAGAUUCAGACUUAAUCAACUCAACAGGAUCGAUUAUUGAGUGACACAUUUCUGCAAAACAUAAUGAGUCUAUCAGUGUAACUUGCAUUCUUAUGGGUGAAAAAAAAAGAUUAUGUUGAAGACAUUUUUGAAACAUCUUUUGGUUCAUGACAUGCCAAAAGGCAAAAUGAUCAAGUUGGAAUGUUGUUUCCGUGUGUGCUUAAUAUGUAGGCCUACAGUAAAAAUAUUUGAAAAAUGUUAUCUGGUGUCAUUGAGAUUUUUUGAAGGGCUAUGUUCAAAUGAGUAAGCAAAUGACAUUGCAAAUUAUUGAUACAUAUAUGAGUUAUGAAGUUCACAACAUUUGACAAAGUGCACUAAACAGUUCUCAGAGUUCAAAAGUUCUCUUAACAUUCACAAUUAGUUUUUUUUAAUGCUCAACAACAUUCGUCAAGCAUAACAUAUCCACUUUGUCACAUAAAUAGAUAGUGUUUAUUUUUAUUUUUUUCAACCAUUUAUAGAAACAUAUUGCUGAACCUUGAAUGCUAAUGAUCCAUGAACACAACUUUAACAACAAGGAGAACAGCAACCACCCAUCACACCUUUUCACAAAUGAUUAAUUUUAACAGCUUUGGUGAAUAUAUGUUUCAGGUUAUGCCCGACAUUAAAUGUAGCCAAUCAUUUGGAAAAUGCUGCUUUUUGUAAGUGCAGAUUUAAAAUAUAACAUUAUUUAUAUCCUCUUUAUCCAAUUGGCUAAUAGCUAUAGGCUAGCUAAGUUAGGGGAAAAAAUACUCAUGGCAAAUCAUUGGUGAAAAUGUGUAGGAAAACUACAUUACUAUAUAUUUCAUAGUAUAUAUCUUUCUGAUGUCAUUUGACUAAGCUGUGUGACAUCUGGUGUCACAAAGUUUCUAAAAAUGAACUUAUAUAAUCAUUUCCCAACACGAGGACGAGGGUACUUUAGUUCAGACGUCCUCACUUAAGCUCUGUCUCCACCUGGUGGCCGCGGUAUGAAUUCUCAUCUUCCAUUUCUAUUAGUUUGGUCUGGAAAUAGACCCCUACAUCGAUUACUCUCUUAAUGCCACAUUAGACUAGUGAGUCUAACGUUUAUUCUGUCAUGCUGGCAUGAGCUGAUAAUAAUUUGAAAACCUUCAAUUUAUUAACCUGAUGAUACAGUAAAGUUUUGCUUUGCUCUACAGAUUUGAGUCCUAUCCUGAAAUCUGGUCUCAAUUUAACCCUGCUCUAUUUGAACUUGUCAUGUCAUUCAUUUUAUUAUAAAUACGUAUCUGAUUGUCUUUACAUAUCUGAUUGAUAGUGAAAUAUAUUUAGGUGUCAGGAUGAGUUUAGCUUUCAGCAGGGCUCCUCGAAAGACUGCGGGAAACCGCAUGUCCAGACUUCUGGAUGCAGAAGAGGAGGAUGAGUUCUACAAGACCACCUAUGGAGGAUUUCACGAUGAAUCAGGUGAUGAAGAGUAUAAGGGUGAUCGGUCUGAAACAGAAGAUGAGGUGGACAGUGACUUUGACAUUGAUGAAGGGGAUGAACCUGACAGCGAGCAGGAGGAGGACGGGCCACGUCGGAAGAGCAGAGUGGUGACCAAAGCCUAUAAGGAGCCCGUUAAAGUGGUGCGGCCAAAACCAAAACAACGUAAACUGGCUGAACUGCCUAGGAGGACAGACAAGACAAAGAUCGACAAAUACAACCCCCCUGAACUACAGGAGGACAUCAGCAAGAACAGGAAGUCUGUUCGUCAGUCCACGACCGAACACACACGGCUGACGUACCUGAGGCUGCAAGAGAGGCAGGUUGCUCCACGUCGAAGGAAGGGUACUAGACAUGAGCGACCUUUGACCCAGGCUGAACUUUUGGCAGAAGCCAAGGUCACAGCUGAGAUCAACCUUCGAUCGCUGGAAAACUAUGAGCGUUUGGAGGCAGACAAGAAACGACAGGUUCAUAUGAAGCGUCAGUGUGUGGGUUCUGUUAUCCGAUAUCACUCGGUGCUCAUGCCCUUGGUGUCGGACGUCACUCUUAAAGAGGAAAACGUGGAUGUAGAGGGUUUGGACCAAGAUGCCCUGCAGAAUCCAGGCCCUCACCUUCCACAAGCUCUUUCCCAGUCAGUAUCAACCCUUACUGCCCCACCUAGUGUCCUGUCCACUAACACAGCUGCUGUAAACCCUGCCAAAUGCUCCCGCACCUACAUCACAUUCAGUGAUGAUGAAUCUUUCCUGCGUUUCUUUCCCCAGUCCCCAGCUCCUCGAAUUCCUGUCCAGGAGGUCUGCCCUGUUACCCAUAAGCCAGCACUUUACAGAGACCCCAUCACGGACAUUCCAUACGCUAAUGUACAAGCCUUUAGGAUAAUCCGGGAGGCUUAUAAAAAGUAUGUGACUGCCCACGGACUGCCCUGCACGGGCACAGUGACUCCAGCCGAUACCACUGCAAAGAAUCUGCGGCAAAAGAUCAUUAUUAAACAAGGGAUGUAGAAAAAUACAGAAUAUUCAUCUAUCUAUCUAUCUAUCUAUCUAUCUAUCUAUCUAUCUAUCUAUCUAUCUAUCUAUCUAUCUAUCUAU
Pimephales promelas (fathead minnow) is the source of this 5160-nucleotide messenger RNA. The record is from RefSeq and is a predicted model, not a curated record. NCBI's taxonomy places the organism in Eukaryota, Metazoa, Chordata, Actinopteri, Cypriniformes, Leuciscidae.